UUGUUCGAGUGUCGUGUCGUUUGUGCCUCUUUCCGUUCUUUUCCCAUUUUAUUCUAUGCUGGAGAAUGUUUUGAACUAAAGCGUUUUCAGGACCCGCUACCUCCUACUCCGAUAUGUGGCCUGGUCAAUAAAUUGGGUAACAAGGUGAGGCUGACAUUCAAGCUUGAAUUGGACCAGGUGUGGAUCGGAACCAAAGAGCGGACCGACAAGAUCAUGAUGAACCAGAUCCGAAACGUCAUCAGCGAACCGAUUGAUGGCCAUGAAGACUACUGCAUUAUGGCAUUGCAACUAGGCACCACUGAUGCUUCGAACUACUGGCUUUACUGGGUACCGGCGCAGUACGUGGACGCGAUCCGGCAAGCGAUUUUGGGGCCUUAA
Molecule: messenger RNA, 378 nt
Organism: Soboliphyme baturini
Lineage: Eukaryota; Metazoa; Nematoda; Enoplea; Dioctophymatida; Soboliphymatidae
Source: the annotation of a GenBank genome assembly